AUGCGGGCUUCAGUGGUGACCGUUCUCUCGGCAUGGGCUGCCACAGCUGCAGCUGCACUGCAUGUUGCGGAAAAUCAAACCUACAUCACGCUGGGUAAUGAUCGACUCGUGGCUGUCCUCAAGAAGAGUGUCGGGCAGAUUGUCGACCUCUCUCUUGAUGGCCAAGACUUGUUGGGUCCCCAGUCUGGGUCCACGGGGAUAGGCCCUUACCUUGAUUGUUACUGUAUUCCUUCGGGUUUUUACACGGCCGGGGCCACUACCCCAAGUAUGGAAGUGGUCCAGGGAACAGAUUCGACAGGCAUCAAGUACGGAGGAAUGAUUUUGACCGACACAUAUACCCCCACGGGCCAGCAAUUCCAGCAAUACUGGUUCUUACGCGACGGUGAAACUGGUCUGCAUAUGUUCAGUCGACUAACGUACAACAACAAAACCACCCCGUUCCUCCGCAAUCUCCAGGAGUUCCGAACCUUGUUCCGUCCCAAUUCUGAUCUCUGGACUCAUCUCACAUCGAGCGACGUUCAAACUGCACCGCUCCCAAGCAAAGAUGCAAUUUCAAAGGAAAUUGUUGUUCAAGAUGCUACAUGGACGUUCAACAACACACCCAGCGAUCCUUAUGUCACUCAAUUCUCUGAUUAUUUUACCAAAUACACGUUCUCGAAUCAGUGGCGGAACAACAGCGUCCAUGGCCUCUAUGCGGAUGGAAGCACGUCCAAGGGUGCAACGUAUGGUGCCUGGCUAGUAAUGAACACGAAGGAUACCUACUAUGGUGGUCCACUUCACUCCGACCUAACAGUCGACGGAAUAGUUUACAAUUACAUUGUGUCAAAUCAUCAUGGCGAAGGCACACCUAAUAUCACAGAUGGCUUUGAUCGAACAUUUGGUCCUCAAUUUUAUUUAUUCAACGGCGGGAAGGGGUCCGCGACGCUUGAAGAGUUGCGAUCAGAGGCAGAAAACUUGGCAAAUCCUCACUGGAAUGCUGCAUUUUAUGACUCCAUUGCUAAACACGUCAUUGGAUAUGCUCCUUCCAGCCAGCGAGGUAGUGUCAAAGGAAUUAUCUCACUCCCCAAGGGCGCUGUUCGCACAAUUGCGAUUCUCACCGCCGACGGUCAAUAUUUCCAAGACAACAGUGUGGUCCCGAGCUCCUAUCAAUACUGGACAGAUGUAAACUCUGACGGAACAUUCACCGUGGAUCGUGUAAAAGAAGGAAAAUAUCGACUCACGGUCUAUGCAGAAGGCAUCUUUGGUGAUUUUAUUUUGGACGGAAUCACUGUAGCUGCAAACAAGCAAACUACUGUGCAUAGGGAAUGGAAGCAGGAGUCAGCAGGGACAGAGCUUUGGCGAAUUGGGACUCCGGACAAGUCAUCUGGAGAGUUCCGACGCGGGAGUGCCAGAGAUCCAGCGCAUCCACUCCAUCCACCUGAAUAUCUCAUUUACUGGGGCGCUUAUGACUGGCGCGUUGACUUCCCGAAUGGUGUCAACUACACCGUUGGCACUAGUGACCCGGCCACUGACCUGAACACUGUACAUUGGUCAGUCUUCGGGCCAACCGCGAGUGAUUCUCACAUUGAGUACGACACAACCCAUGACUGGAAUAUCCAUUUUUCCCUCACCUCAAAGCAACUACGAAAGGGAAAAACAGCCACAUUGACGCUUCAGCUAGCCGGGGCAAAGACUGCUUCGGGCAACACCGACGUAUACAAUCCUGCUGAGCCGUACAACAAUCUAUCGCUCGAAAGUUUUAUCAAUGACCAGAAAGAUCCACUCACUUUUAUCAUUGGGUUCAACCAGUCAAGCAGUUGUAUCGUGCGCUCUGCGGUGAGCUGCUACCAGGUUGGAACCAAAUUGGAAUUCCCUGCAAAAUGGCUGCGUGUCGGAGACAAUGUCUUGCGACUACACUUACCCUUCAACGCGACUGACACAGAGACCGCAGUUCUUCCGGCCACCGUGUAUGUGCAAUACGAUGCAAUUCGACUCGAGCUCAAGUGA
Molecule: messenger RNA, 1986 nt
Organism: Penicillium nucicola
Lineage: Eukaryota; Fungi; Ascomycota; Eurotiomycetes; Eurotiales; Aspergillaceae
Gene: rglB
Product: polysaccharide lyase family 4 protein
Exons: 4
Coding region: 1-1986 (661 amino acids)
Biological process (GO): carbohydrate metabolic process
Molecular function (GO): carbohydrate binding; catalytic activity
Source: RefSeq, a predicted model, not a curated record